This is a messenger RNA of Emiliania huxleyi CCMP1516, 1494 nucleotides long. RefSeq lists its product as hypothetical. Gene Ontology annotation, molecular function: monoatomic cation channel activity. The transcript has a single exon. Bases 1 to 1494 code for a protein of 497 amino acids. NCBI's taxonomy places the organism in Eukaryota, Haptophyta, Isochrysidales, Noelaerhabdaceae. The record is from RefSeq and is a predicted model, not a curated record. Gene Ontology annotation, biological process: monoatomic cation transmembrane transport.
AUGGCGUCGGACCCGGAGCUAAAUGAGACACGGCGCUCGUUCUUCAGCCGUCAAGGCCUCGCCUCGCUCAUGUGGCAGCCGCCCGGAGCUGACGAGACGACGACUCGGCUGCCACACGCAGACGACUCACAGGCAGACACUCUCGUGCGCGACGCAUACAUUAAGAGGCUGGGGCUGAAAAUGGCGGAUGGUGGGCAUGCCUCCUGGGGAACGGUGCGUGUCUUGGGGAAGAACGUGGACGCUGAGAUCGUCAGCAGCGAGGCCAGCUUCGCCUGCCUCGCGGCUGACACGGAGCUCAACCUUGUCGCGGAGCUCCUCAAAGCCAACUGGAGGCUGCGGCCUCCGUCGGUGCUGCUGUCAGUCACAGGGUCUGCCCAGGACAUGGCUCUCGAGCCGCACCUCGAGCUUCUCUUCAAGCGAGGGCUCGCCGAGUCUGCGCGCUCGACCAACGCAUGGGUCAUAACGGGCGGUACCGACAGCGGGGUGAUGGCUCUGGCGGGCGCAGCGAUCGCCGAAAACUCCUCUGCCCGAGGAGAGUUGACGCCUUGCAUCGGGAUCGCGCCAUUUCGGUGCGUAACGGGCAAGGACAAGCUCCACGGACCGGGCGCCGGAGAGCGCACCGUCAGCUAUCGAAAGGUGAGAGCAAACUCGACAGUGUCGGCCGCCCUCGUCAAGGCGAAGUCGACGGAGCACUUCUUGAUGAACCGCGUGCUCAAGCUGAAGGGUUACCUCGUGCAGUACGUCGUGCCCAUUCCCUUCAACAUGCCGUACAUGCUCUGGGACCUCAUGUGGCAAGGCGUCGCCUCGCUCGGCGCGUACUGUCGCAGGGCGGGGCGGCGGCCAAACGCGGGAGUCCUCGGCAUCAAGCAGACCCGCGUCGGCAUCGAGCCUGUGCAGGAUCUCGAGAAGCCGCUCGCCAGCCCGCCCAAGAAGGUCUGUUUCGACCUGGCCGAUGACAACGAGGCGGCCAAUGGGAACGGCGCGCCGAGGCCACUUCAGAGGCAGGGGACACUCGGGCGUUUGGAGGCGAGCCGAAAGCUGCUGCGGCAAAACACGCGGCGGCAGCUGGCGACCGUGCGAGCCGUCAAGAAUGUGCGGAAGGAGGCGUCCACCUCUGUCGCUCGCUCGGUCGACUUGACGGAGGCGCAUGCGCGCGAUCGGUACCUCAAGCAAAUAGAGGAGGAGGGGGCAACGGCCGCAGACUUCAGCCAGCUGGAGGUGCGGCUCAGGCGACUCGAAGGCGCCCUCACCGCCCAGCUUCGCGAGCUGGCCUCGCAGCUAGAGGCGCGGCCCGCCUUGCCGCCGCGCGCAUCUGGCGCUUGCGCGGCGCAGACGCCCUCGCCGCGCGAGAUGCAGUCUGCCGUGUCAGGGGACGAGACGGCGCCGUCGAGGAGUGCCGUGGUCGCUGGCUCGCCCCUGAUGCGCUUCCGCCGCGGCAGGGAGCCUUCACAUCGCUCGCCGCCGCCGCCGCCACCGCCGAGGCCCUUCCUCUAG